This is a messenger RNA of Pundamilia nyererei, 1776 nucleotides long. It is a transcript of the gene hadhaa, whose product is annotated as hydroxyacyl-CoA dehydrogenase trifunctional multienzyme complex subunit alpha a. Lineage: Eukaryota; Metazoa; Chordata; Actinopteri; Cichliformes; Cichlidae. Gene Ontology annotation, molecular function: enoyl-CoA hydratase activity; NAD+ binding; long-chain (3S)-3-hydroxyacyl-CoA dehydrogenase (NAD+) activity. The transcript is spliced from 15 exons. Gene Ontology annotation, biological process: fatty acid beta-oxidation. Bases 1 to 1776 code for a protein of 591 amino acids. The record is from RefSeq and is a predicted model, not a curated record. Gene Ontology annotation, cellular component: mitochondrial fatty acid beta-oxidation multienzyme complex.
AUGGCAGUAACUCGUGCAGCAGGUGUUUUCUCCAAGUUUGCAACAGGCAAACACCCUUUAUUGUCAGCUCAUAAACAUAUCAGCUUCGAGUACAAGGACGAUGUGGCUGUUAUACGAUUCAAUGAUCCAACAUCGAAGGUGAACAAACAGUCUCUGCAGUUGCAUGAGUUGGCUGACGUGUUGGGAGACAUCUGGCUUUAUAGAUCUUCAAAAAGUGUUGUCCUCAUUUCAGGCAAACUUACUGGUUUGCUUACUGCUCCAGCAGAUAGCAAUAUGCUUCAGUCCUGUACAACUAGUGAGGAGGUCGCCAGUCUCUGUGAGGAAGCUCAGAAGUUGUUUAAGAGAAUUGAGCAGUCUCGUGUCCCCAUUGUCGCCGCUAUCCAUGGCUCAUGCCUGAGUCGAGGCCUUGAGCUUGCAACAGCCUGCCACUACAGAAUUGCCACGAAGAGUAAAGAAACAGUCCUGGGGACUCCGGAGGUCAUGUUGGGACUGCUGCCGGGAGCAGGUGGCACUCAGAGACUACCUAAAAUGGUGGGUCUCCUGGGAGCUUUUGAUAUGCUGCUGUCAGGCAAGAACAUCACAGCAGACGAAGCCAAGAAGAUGGGUCUAGUGGACCAGCUUGUGGACCCUCUGGGUCCUGGUCUGAAGUCUCCAGAGGAACGAACGAUGGAAUACCUUGAGGAAGUUGCAGUGGGUGUUGCCAAUGACUUGGCCAACAAAAAGAUUCCCCUUACUAGGGAAAAAAGCUUUAGACUGAAGCUGUGGGACGCAGUCACGGGCCUGGGUCCAGUGAGGAAGAUCAUCUACAGCACUGUCACUAAAAGAGUCCAGAAACAAACUAAAAACCUCUACCCUGCUCCGUUCCAGAUUAUUGAGUGUGUUAAAACUGGCAUAGAGCACGGCAGUAACGCAGGUUAUUUGGCUGAAGCUCAGAGCUUUGGUAAGUUGGUGAUGACUUCUGAAUCCAAAGCUUUGAUUGGACUUCACAAUGGUCGUUUGUUGUGUAAGAAGAACCGAUUUGGUCCCCCAGAAAAGGAAGUAAAAAAGCUGGCCAUUCUGGGUGCAGGGCUAAUGGGAGCAGGUAUAGCACAGGUAUCUGUAGAUAAAGGCCUCACCAGCAUCCUAAAGGACACCACAGAGGAUGCCAUCAGCAAAGGAUAUGAAAAGGUUCAUAAAAGUUUCGACACCAAGGUGAAGAAGAAAGCCAUGAUAUCAUUUGAGCGUGACGCCAUUAUGUCUAAUCUGUCGAUUCAGACGGAUUACUCUGGUUUUGAGUCUGCUGACAUGGUGAUAGAGGCUGUGUUUGAAGACCUCAACAUUAAACAUAAAGUCCUCAAGGAGGUGGAGGCAGUGAGUUGUAAAUCUGGAAAAGGAUUCUUUCUCUAUGGAAAGACUAAGAGUGUGAAUCCUGAAGUAGAAGAAAUUCUCAAGAACCAUCAAGUGACUGCUCCCUCUGCAAUUUCUUCAGAAUACGACAUGCAGUACCGGCUGCUGUCUCGCUGCAUAAACGAGUCGUUAAUGUGUCUCCAGGAGGGAAUAAUACAAAGCCCUCUAGAAGGAGACAUUGGAGCAGUGUUUGGGUAUGGGUUUCCUCCCAUGCACGGUGGUCCGUUCAGAUUUGUUGACACAUUUGGUGCAGAGCGCCUUGUGAGCCUCAUGAAACGUUUUGAGGAUGUUUAUGGAAACCAGUUUACACCCUGCCAGCUUCUACUAGACCACACCAAAGACCCCAGCAAAAGGUUUUAUCAAUCAUCCCCCUCCCUGCUUCAAUACUAA